GGUGGGACUGGGUUUUGCGGAAGUGACUUCCCGGAAGAAGCGUGGCUGCUUCUGCCAUCGGGCGAGGUGCUGAGUGCUGAGCGGCUGACACCAUGCAAUCAGAUGAUGUUAUCUGGGAUACACUGGGAAACAAGCAAUUUUGUUCCUUCAAAAUAAGAACAAAGACUCAAGGCUUUUGCAGAAAUGAAUAUAGCCUGACUGGACUGUGUAAUCGGUCAUCUUGUCCCCUGGCAAAUAGUCAGUAUGCCACUGUCAAAGAAGAGAAAGGGCAGUGCUACUUGUAUAUGAAGGUUAUAGAACGAGCAGCUUUUCCUAGGCGUCUCUGGGAACGGGUCCGGCUCAGUAAAAACUAUGAGAAAGCACUGGAGCAAAUUGAUGAAAAUCUGAUUUACUGGCCCCGCUUCAUUCGACACAAAUGUAAGCAGAGAUUCACCAAGAUAACCCAGUACCUAAUUCGAAUUAGAAAACUUACACUAAAGCGACAGAAGAAACUUGUUCCUUUGAGUAAGAAGGUGGAGCGUAGGGAGAAAAGAAGAGAGGAAAAGGCAUUAAUAGCCGCUCAGCUGGACAACGCCAUUGAGAAGGAAUUGCUGGAGAGACUGAAACAAGAUACGUAUGGUGACAUCUACAACUUCCCCAUUCACGCCUUCGACAAGGCUCUGGAACAACAGGAGGCAGACAGUGAUUCUUCAGAAGCCGAGGAGAAAGAUGACGAAGAUGAAGAUGAAGAUGUAGGAAAAAGAGAAUUUGUGGAAGAUGAUGACGUGGAUCAGAGUGACCUAAGUGAUUUUGAGGAUAUGGAUAAACUGGAGGCCAGUGAUGAUGAAGAUCAGGAUGAUAAAUCAUCCAGUGAAGAAGAAGAACGGGCUAACACGAAACACAAAGGGAAAACACCCUUGAAAGGAGUUCUGCGCAGAAAACGAGCCUAUGUGGAGAUAGAGUAUGAACAGGAGACAGAGCCGACGGCCAAGGCCAAAAGCACGUGACUUCUCUCCAAGAGUAAUCAGGACUGAGCAUUCUGAAGGUCUUUUUGUCUUACACACACCUCCAGUUUUUUGCUCUUUUGUAUUAUUUCACACAAUAUUUGUGUUUUUAAUAUUUAUCCUACUUUUCACUGGGGAAUACAGACUGAAUGGGGAACCUC
Chinchilla lanigera (long-tailed chinchilla) is the source of this 1144-nucleotide messenger RNA. RefSeq names its product MAK16 homolog (gene Mak16). The record is from RefSeq and is a predicted model, not a curated record. Gene Ontology annotation, biological process: maturation of 5.8S rRNA; maturation of LSU-rRNA. Lineage: Eukaryota; Metazoa; Chordata; Mammalia; Rodentia; Chinchillidae. The transcript is spliced from 10 exons. Bases 93 to 986 code for a protein of 297 amino acids. Gene Ontology annotation, cellular component: preribosome, large subunit precursor; nucleolus.